Oppia nitens is the source of this 1096-nucleotide messenger RNA. RefSeq names its product max-like protein X (gene bigmax). Gene Ontology annotation, biological process: regulation of transcription by RNA polymerase II. Gene Ontology annotation, cellular component: nucleus. The transcript has a single exon. Gene Ontology annotation, molecular function: DNA-binding transcription factor activity, RNA polymerase II-specific; protein dimerization activity; RNA polymerase II cis-regulatory region sequence-specific DNA binding. Bases 195 to 863 code for a protein of 222 amino acids. The record is from RefSeq and is a predicted model, not a curated record. Lineage: Eukaryota; Metazoa; Arthropoda; Arachnida; Sarcoptiformes; Oppiidae.
UUAUGCCAUCUGUGGUGUAAAGUAUUUGUAAAGACGUAUACAAUGUUUUGAUACAAAAAAACAAAACAACUGAUCAUUAGAUGGAUUGACGGAUAAUGUGUUUUGUGUCUUGUAUUUGAUGAGUCAAUUGAUCCCAAAGUGUAACAAACAGUGCAUUGAUUGCAAUAGUCACCGGACAAGAGGUGAUCGCAAAUAUGAAUCCCAUAUACGGCUCAAACUACUCGUCGACAUCAGCGACGUCUACAACGACCUCCAACGUCGAGAUGCCAUUGAGUUCGGGUCAGAAUACGGACUGCUCGCUGACCACCGAUGACGAGGAUAGCGACCAGAAAUCGUCCAUCAGUUAUAAAGAGCGCAGACGUGAAGCUCAUACUCAGGCGGAACAGAAACGAAGAGAUGCCAUCAAAAGAGGUUAUGAAGAUUUACAACAUCUGGUGCCCACUUGUGCUCAACACGACUCCACCACAAGUUAUAAGCUCUCGAAGGCCACAAUUCUUCAGAGGUCUAUUGACUACAUUCAGAAGAUGUCCGAUGAUAUGCGCAAAGAGGAGAAGGAGUUGAAUCGUUUGCGUAAAGAAGUGGUCGGAUUACAGAUCAUGAAAGGCAACUAUGAAAAGAUGGUUAAACAACACCAACAGUCACAACCAGGUCUACAGACCAACCAAAUUACUGACGAGAAAAAGUUUGCUAUUUUUGUGUCCAUUUUUGAUCAAUUGUUCGAGUCUUUCGAUAAAUCUGUUGAAAUCAAUAAUUUCGAUAAAUUGAGUGAUUGUACCAUUCAUUGGAUUGAAGAGAAUUGUAAGCCACAGACACUGCAAGAGAUGGUCGUCCAUAUCAUGAGACAAAAAUUGUUAGACAAGUGAACUGACAUUUGGCCAACACUUGAAUCGAUAUACCAUUUGACCGCACAUUUUGUUUUGUCCGACCAUUUGUUUGGAUGGACUGUCAAUCAAUUACUUCAUUUAAAUACCAAUUCUUUAAAUGUGUUCACAACUAUUCAAUGCAUUAUUUUCUAAAUAUAAAACCUAUAAAAAUAUUUGUCUGAAAAUUGAAUUCAAAUAUUUCUUAAAUGACUUCACAUUAUUCUAAUUCUAUA